AGGCUCCAUUUUAAGCUGACCUUCCUUUCUCUUCUCCAUCUCGCUUUUCGAUUCUACAUCGAUUUGGUAUAUAGGAUCUUUAGCUUGAUUCUCGCUCUCGUUCUCUGCGAUUUCUAGGGUUUUUUCUUUGCAGCUCUCUAUUGCUUUCUUCAGAUAUAUUGCAAACAGCUCGGAAAAGGAAAGAAAAAGGCAUUGAAGGAAUAGUUUUUGACAGGUGCCUGCAUUUUCACGAUUGCUUCGGGAUCCGUAUUUUGAUUUCCCUUUUGGAUUAUAGCUCCAAAAAGAUCUGAAGGUUGAAGAGUUCUGAGGAAUCUGAGCUAAAAAGCAAACUUCUUUCUUAGACUUGGAACGUGUAUAAGCAUAAUUUUGUCAUCUCAGAUAUACAUGGUUGCUGAGGUGAUGACAACCUCCAGUGUUCAGGACUUCUGUGCUUGAUGGAGUGCUCUCCAACUAGCAGUGACAAGAAAACUUUGAAGAGGUGGUUUUUCAUUGAUAAAAGGGUUAGGUGAAGCGAUAUCUGAGAUUUCAUAUUGGUACCCUGUACCGCUUCACAUUUGCCAGGAUUGUAGGCUGGUAACAUAUACUUUAUUCGUCUGUCAUAAAUUGCUCUAUAAAUCUGGAUCAAAUGGACCUUAAAUCCAAUCGCACUGCUCCUGUACUCACUGACCCUGCACCCAUAAGCAAAUCAAGAUUGGGCGUGCAUUCCAGUCUGUUGCAAUACACUCCAGGUGCUGCUUUUUCGUCAAAUUUAUUUCUAACUAUCCCUAGGAAGAAAACCGGAGUACUAGAUGAUGUUCGCUCCAGUAGCUGGCUUGAUGCUAUGAAAUCCUCAUCCCCUUCUCACAAGAAAAUGACCAAAGAUUUCAAUAAUGAUUUUGCCUCUGCUGACACUGAUGUUGCCUAUCGCACCUGGACGCUUAAAUAUCCAUCAGCCCUUACAUCUUUUGAGCAAAUUGCAAACUUUGCAAAAGGCAAGAGAAUAGCAUUGUUUCUGGAUUACGAUGGGACUCUUUCACCAAUUGUUGACGACCCUGACUGUGCCUUCAUGUCUAAUGAUAUGCGUUCUGCUGUAAAGGAGGUGGCAAAAUGUUUCCCAACAGCAAUAAUUAGCGGAAGAAGCCGUGAUAAGGUAUACGAGUUUGUAGGACUAACAGAACUCUAUUAUGCGGGUAGUCACGGGAUGGACAUCAUGGGCCCUGUUAGACAAUAUGUAUCUGAUGAUCAGCCUAAUUAUAUGAGGUCUACUGACAAGCAGGGCAAGGAAGUUAAUUUGUUCCAACCAGCUAGUGAAUUUUUACCCAUGAUUGAUGAGGUUUAUAGUUCCCUUGUUGAUAGUACCAAAGACAUUAAAGGAGCAAAAGUUGAAAACAACAAGUUCUGUGUAUCUGUACAUUACCGCAAUGUGGAUGAGAAGAGCUGGAAAUCAGUUGCACAAUGUGUCUAUGAUGUUAUAAAAAGCUAUCCACGCCUUCGAUUGACUCAUGGGAGGAAGGUUUUAGAGGUCCGACCUGUGAUCAAUUGGGAUAAGGGGAAAGCUGUCACGUUUCUGCUUGAAUCACUUGGUCUAAGCAAUUGUGAUGAUGUGCUUCCAAUUUACGUUGGAGAUGACCGCACAGAUGAAGAUGCAUUUAAGGUUUUGCGAGAGAGGAACUGUGGUUAUGGUAUUUUAGUGUCAUCUGUACCAAAGGAAACCAGUGCUUUUUACUCUCUUAGGGACCCGUCAGAGGUGAUGGAGUUCCUCAAGUCCCUGGUGAUGUGGAAGAAGUCGAGCGUGCUGUAAGAUUUACAAAGAGGAGAAUACUCAUACGAUAAGAAAAGCCUAUAUGUUUUUGGUUGGCUACUUUACCUAGGAAAUACACCAUCCAGCUGCUCAAAGCUUCUCGUCUUAGCUGUAAAUUCCUUUCUUUUGUUCUCUUAUUUUUUCCUCCAUAUUUUUUUUUUCUGUCAGUUCAACCUCUAGGGGAUUUGUUUACACAGACUUCUAAAUAUUUGUUAAUUCUUUUAAAUAUUUAAAGGUUUAUUUUCGUGCCAA
Hevea brasiliensis (rubber tree) is the source of this 2032-nucleotide messenger RNA. Its product is annotated as trehalose-phosphate phosphatase A. Lineage: Eukaryota; Viridiplantae; Streptophyta; Magnoliopsida; Malpighiales; Euphorbiaceae. The record is from RefSeq and is a predicted model, not a curated record. The coding region runs from base 626 to 1780 and encodes 384 amino acids. The transcript is spliced from 14 exons. Gene Ontology annotation, biological process: trehalose biosynthetic process. Gene Ontology annotation, molecular function: trehalose-phosphatase activity.